AUGCCUGCAGUGGUGUCUUCUGUGGAGGAAUGGUUUGAGGCCAUCCAGGCCGGCCAGGUCGAGCUGAUCCGCAACCACGCAGCAGAGUACGCCAAGUCCGUCAACGGUGACGGCGAGACGGGCCUGAUGAUCGCCGCGCGCGAAGGGAACGUGGAGCUUGUCAAGAUCCUCGGCUUCUUCGAGAACGGCAUGGUCAACGGCGAGGGGAAGACCGCCAUCAUGAUCGCCGCCGAGGCCAACAAGGGCGACGUCUGCAAGCGCCUCGUCGCCUAUGAGGUCAACACCACCUACGGCGACUUCCAGAUGACGCCCCUCAUGCUCGCCGCCGAGCACGGGUCGACCGCGGCGGUCAGCAACCUGCUCCCCUACCUCAAGGCCAAGACAGACGCGCGCGGGCGCACCGCCCUGAUGUACGCGGCGGCGGCCGGCCACACGGACGUGGUGAAGCUCCUCGUGGUCCGCGAGAAGGAGAUCGUCUCGUACGACCACAAGACGGCGUUCGUGCUCGCGGCCGAGAACGGGCACACCGACAUCGUCCAGUGCCUCGCGUCCUAUGAGGCGAACCUGAUUCCGGAGUUCACCCGCCCCUCGCUCAUGAACUUCUCCUCGUCCCAGGUCGGAAACCCCGCCCUCGACCUCUCCCUGUCAUUCUCUCUGAUCGACGCGCACCGCUUCCCCGGCGGACAGGCUGACUCCCUCACGCAGACCAAGACGCAGCUCGAGCACGAGCUCGAGUCCAAGAUCAUGCAACUCGAGCUGAAGCUGGCCUCGCUGCACGACGAGUCGUCGAUCGUCAUCGGCCAAAACGUCUCCCUGCACGGCCAGGUCAAGAACAUGGAGGAGAACAUCACCACGCUGCGCAUCGAAAUCAGCAGGCUCCAGUCCGAGACGGCCGACAAGGACGCCAUCAUCAGCGACCUCAAGGAGCGUCUCUCCGACAUGGAGGGAAUGCUCAGCGCCGGCGGGUCUGGUGAGGACGUCGACGGCCUCAAGGACAAGAUCAGGGCGCUCCAGUCCGAGCUCGCGGAGAAGGAGAGGGACAUCCGCGCCCUCAACGAGCGCCUGACCGCCGUCCCGUCGCCCACGGGAGACGCGGCCCUCCUCGCAGACUACGAAAACAAGAUCAGCGCCCUCCGGGAGGAGCUGGAGGCGCGCGAGUCCGACCUCUCGGGGCUCCGGCCCAUCGUCGAGAAGACCAGGGCCUUCGAGGACGAACUCGCAGGCCUCCGGUCCAUGCUCGAUGAGCGCGACGCACGCAUUGCCGAGCUGGAACAGGCAGCCGCCAGCCAGGACGAGGCGUACGCCACGCAGAUUCUCGAGGAGGAGGUCGAGAGCCUCCGCCAGGCCCUCCUCGCCAAGGACGGGGAGCUCGAGGCCCUCCAGAGCCGCCUCGAGGAGACCCUGGCCAGGGGAGGCGAGGCGGCGGACUUCGACGCCAUCAUCGCCGCCAAGAACUCGGAGAUCGCCCGCCUCCAGGACCUCGUCAUGCGCGCAGAGAGCGCCCAGAGGUCGUCUGCCGAGGGCGAUAAACGCGUGGCCCAGCUCGAGGCGCAGAUCGCAGGGCUGGAGAGGCUCCUCGCCGACGCGCAGGGCGGCGACGACGAGAGGGUCAAGGAGCUCAACGAGCAGAUCGCAGACCUCCAGUUCGAGCUCGCCAACGCGAAGCAGGACAUCGACGAGCGCGACGACGAGAUCGAGCUCCUCCGCGACCGCAUCCAGGAGGAGAUGAAGAACAGCGCGGCUCUCCAGGAAAGGGUGGACGCCCUGGAGGCAGACGCCACGCGGGGAGCAGACGCUGCAGAGUACCUUGCACGCAUCGAGGAGCUCCAGCAGCAGGUCAAGGAGCUCAGCGGUAGGUCGCGCGACGCCCCCGCAGACGAGACGGCCAUCCGCGCCCUCGAGGAGAAGAUCAGGGCGCUGACCGAUGAGAUCGAGGCGCGCGAUAACCAGAUCGCAGAGCUCAAGGAGCUCGUCGACGGCGCGCCCGCCCAGCCGGUCGAGGCCGACCCGGCGCAGCUCACCGCGUUGGAGGAGGAGAACGGCCGACUCAAAGACGAGCUCCAGGCCCUCAAUGACGCGCUUGAGGCCCUCAGGAAGAGCGGUGCAGACGAGGCCAGCGGACUCCGCGGCCAGGUCGCCCACCUCAACAAGGAGGUCUCUGACCUCAAGGAGGCGCUCGCCAACGCCCGGGCGAGCGGAGACGCAAGCGACGUGGAGAAACUUGUCGAGCUCCAGGAGCAGCUGGAGGACGCGCAGGAGCAGCUCCUCUCGCUCAAGGACAGGUACGACUGCGCGGUGGCCGAGAUGGAGGACAUGCGGAGGGAGCUCGAGCAGAAACCAGUGGGUUCGACGGUCUACACCGAGGAGCCCGGCGCAUCCUCCGAGGACCUCGACAGGCUCAAGGAGGAACUCGACGCGCUCAGGGAGGAGGUCCAGGUCCUCAACGAGGAGCUCGAGGUCAUGCACGGCCAGAACCGCGAGCAGAAGGACGAGCUCAACAGGCUCAACGGCGCCCUGGACGCGAAGGAGAGCCUCAUCGCGGACCUCAAGGCCCAGCUUGACAGCACCGUGCCCCAAGACGACGCGCGCAUCAAGAUCCUCGAGGAUGAGAUCGCGGACCUCCGGGGCACCGUUGCCGCGCGCGACGACGCAAUCCGAGGACUUGAAGAGAAGACCGCGCGACUCGCCGAGCUCGAGCAGCUCGCUGCAGACAAGGGCAAGGAGGUCGCCGACAAGGAGCACAGCCUCCGCCGCCUCGAGGACGAGGUGAGGCAGCUCAACGACGCCCUCUGCGAGCUCCGCGAGAAGCCGCUCAGCGUGGCGCCGUCCGACCAGUCCGGUGCGGAGUACGUCGACGCCCAGACGGAGAUCAGCGACGUCGACCCCGAGGAGCAGGCCAAGGUCUCGAGCAUCCUCGACUUCGACGACGGCCUGGUCCAGAAGGUCGACGAGCUGCAGGCCCUCGUCAACGCCCUCACCGGCGAGAACGACCACUACAAGGGUGAGCACGCGCGGAUCAUGGCGGAGAUGGAUGCGCUCAAGGAGGACCUGCGCAACGGCAAGCUGAGGAGCGACUCCCUGGAGGGCGACAAGGAGCGGCUCAUGAAGCAGGUCCGGGACCUGACAGACCUGGUGGAGAGCCUGCGCAAGGACCUCGGCGCCCCACAGGACCAGGGCGAGGUCGCGGCCCUGCGCCAGGAGGUUGCCGACCUUCGCAGCCGCGUCGACGAGCUGACCGACGCGGCGAGAGGCAAGGACGAGACCAUCGAGCAACUCGAGAAGGAGCUUGCCAUUGUCCGCGCCAGCGUCGAGAACACCGAGCGGCUUAGCGAGCUCCUCGCCGAGGUCGAGGGCUACAAGACCAAACUCGGCGAGAGCAAGGAGAUGGUCGACAGCCUCCUCGCCCAGCUCGCCAGCAAGGACGCCGAGCUCGCGGGCGCGACGACAGGCCUCAGAGCCGUCACCGAUGACGACGGCGCGGAGCUUGCGAAGGCUCGGGUUGCCUCCCUCGAGAACGAGGUGGCAGAGCUCCGCGGGCAGCUCAGCGCCAAGCUCGCCGAGAUCGACGCCGUCCACAAGAACCUCGUCGACAGCGACGCCGAGGCCGCGCGCCUCCGCGAGGAGCUGGGCGGACUCCGGGUCCAGCUCGAGACCGCCCAGGUGCCCGAGGACACCGAGCGCGUCCGGAUGCUCGAGGACCAGCUCCAGGACGCGCGCAAGGAGCUUGCAGAGCUGCGCGCCGCGCUCGAGGCCAAGGAGAUGGAGACGGAGGGGCUCCGGGCCGAGCUUGCGACUGCGGACCCCGAGCUCGCAAACAAGCUCGAGGCCAGCGAGGCCACCGUGCGCGAGCUCAGGGAGAGCGCCGAGGCCCUCCAGGACAAGCUCCACGCUCUCAGCGACUCCAGGGCAGCAGACGGCGACCUCCAGAAGCUCGUCGAGCAGCUCGAGAAGGACCUCAGCGGAGCCAAGGAGCUUGUGGCGGAGCGGGACGCCACCAUCGACGAGCUCAAGCAGAGGCUCCGCGACACCGAGGAGUACGACGACCUCAAGGAGAGGAUCGCAGAGCUCGAUGACGAGAUCGCGGUCCUCAACGACGGGCUCAAGGACAAGGACGCCGAGAUCGCCGAGCUGCGCGAACAGCUGGAGGCCCAGCCCACCGCGACCACCGUCUAUCCGGAGUCCGGCGAGGAGGUCGGGGAUGCUGCGGCCCUCCGGGAGGUCCAGGACGAGAACGCAGCGCUGAAGGACGAACUCGAGGCCAAGCGGUCCCUCAUCGACGAGCUCCAGGACGAGAUCGACGGCCUCAAGCAGCAGUGCAGCGACCUCAAGGACGAGAUGAUCAAGCUGGACAGCGCCAACAACGACAAGAUCACCGCUCUCCAGUGCUCCCUGGACGAGAGCAGGAAGCAGAUCGCGGAUCUCCAGGAGGAGGUCGAGGUGCUCAAGAACACGGCGAACGACAUCGACCCGGCCGUCGUCGAGAGCCUGCAGGAGGAGCUCAGGAAGCUCCAGGAGGAGCUCGACGACCGCGAGAACACCAUCACGGAGCUCCAGGGCCUUCUCGACGACCAGGAGGGCAAGAAUGCGGAGGUCAGCGCCCAGAUCGAGGCCCUGAACAGGGAGCUGGAGGAGGCCCGCGACGCCAACCUCCACUCCGCAAACGACGAGCGCACCAUGGCGCUCGAGGCAGAGAUCGCCUCGCUGCAGGAGUCGCUCGACAAGGCCAACGAGGACCUUGCGCAGAAGACGGACGAGUGCGGCAAGGCCAUCAGCGAGACGGGCAACCUCCGGAAGGCCGUCGAGUACUACAAGAAGCUUGUGGACGACAUCCGCGCCGGCAUCGUCGUCCUCGACGACAACCUCUCGGCCCUGGACCUCCAGUAG
Messenger RNA from Giardia duodenalis, 4884 nucleotides. RefSeq names its product Axoneme-associated protein GASP-180. The record is from RefSeq and is a predicted model, not a curated record. The coding region runs from base 1 to 4884 and encodes 1627 amino acids. Gene Ontology annotation, molecular function: protein binding. The transcript has a single exon. Lineage: Eukaryota; Fornicata; Diplomonadida; Hexamitidae.